AUGGAAAAGAAGCUUAUCCAAAUAAGUACUCGGGAUGGCGACUCUCUCCAGGUGUACAUAACUCGGCAAUUCGGAGACGAGGAAACAAAGACUGUAGAAGCAGCGGACAAAGACGCUCUCAUUGGUGAGUUGUACGGUAUCGUGAAGGAAAUACCUAUGGCGUCACCUCCAGGUAGUGAAGAUAUAUACGGUUUGGAUACUGGUAUUGCUCGGAUGAGCGAGGAUUGGCAGUGGACCAAUGGUGAUAACAUAAGCGGUUAG
This is a messenger RNA of Fusarium odoratissimum NRRL 54006, 261 nucleotides long. RefSeq lists its product as uncharacterized. Lineage: Eukaryota; Fungi; Ascomycota; Sordariomycetes; Hypocreales; Nectriaceae. The record is from RefSeq and is a predicted model, not a curated record. The coding region runs from base 1 to 261 and encodes 86 amino acids. The transcript has 2 exons.